This is a messenger RNA of Pseudomassariella vexata, 511 nucleotides long. RefSeq names its product 60S ribosomal protein L37. NCBI's taxonomy places the organism in Eukaryota, Fungi, Ascomycota, Sordariomycetes, Amphisphaeriales, Pseudomassariaceae. Gene Ontology annotation, biological process: translation. The coding region runs from base 105 to 389 and encodes 94 amino acids. The transcript has 5 exons. Gene Ontology annotation, cellular component: ribosome; cytosolic large ribosomal subunit. Gene Ontology annotation, molecular function: structural constituent of ribosome; RNA binding. The record is from RefSeq and is a predicted model, not a curated record.
CUGCCCGAAAAGCCAGGAAAAUUCCACUCAACUUUUCGAGGCGAACAAGCUCACUUCAAUUUCACAACCCGCCAAAGUGCCCAUUGGAACCAGUUGAAGUCAAGAUGACCAAGGGAACUUCCAGCUUCGGCAAGCGCCACAACAAGACGCACACUCUGUGCCGACGAUGCGGUCGUCGAUCCCUCCACAUCCAGAAGCACACCUGCUCCUCGUGCGGAUACCCGUCUGCUAAGACGCGAAAGUACAACUGGAGCGAGAAGGCCAAGCGCAGAAAGACCGUCGGUACCGGCCGCAUGCGCUACAUGAAGGAUGUCUCGCGCCGCUUCAAGAACGGAUUCCAGACCGGUGUCCCCAAGGACUCGCGCGGCCCAGCGGCUGUGAAGGCAUAGAGGGUUGGAAAGGUAGCAUCAUGACAAUUCGACGGAUGGUUUCGGCGUGAAAAUGGUCUGCAAAUUUGGACUGGUUCAUGGAUUCACAUACAUCUCUGCGGUCUAGGGGCACGUUAUGGUAG